Drosophila ananassae is the source of this 1492-nucleotide messenger RNA. RefSeq lists its product as uncharacterized. NCBI's taxonomy places the organism in Eukaryota, Metazoa, Arthropoda, Insecta, Diptera, Drosophilidae. The record is from RefSeq and is a predicted model, not a curated record. The transcript is spliced from 3 exons. The coding region runs from base 848 to 1435 and encodes 195 amino acids.
UCCUAUAAAAGCACUGAAGCAAAGCCAUUUAAAAGGCAGUGCACUGAGUAACAAACAGAAAUGAAGGCCUUUCUCUUAAGUUUUGCAUUACUAUAGCCAGAUGUAGCCCUCUUGCCAAUGAUCAGUUACUUAUAUGCAAGUUUUUUGAAAAUGUCCAGUCCAUCCAAGACAAACUUUGGGAAGAAAAGUUCCAUAAUUUCAAGACUGUGCUGGAGGAGACAAUCUCAGCCAUGAAACCUUAUCCCGAAUACAGUGAAACUAUGACCAAUCUUCAGGACUACCUCGAGCGAGGAGUGGCUGUUACUGACUCUAGUUCUCUACAGAAAAAGAUAGAAUAUCUGCAGGGUUGUAGUUCCCUUUAUCCCAAUCCAGCUAUAGACUUUACUUCCGACAAGGGGAGAAGGAUCUACAAGCCCUUUCAGGACUAUGAGCUGAAGAUGAUGGCCGCCUAUGUGCCUUUUCAAUCUAAAAUAGUAUCUGCCAUCGAAGAAGUAAAGCUGAAAGUCAGCCCAGAAACUAAGUCAGAUAAGCCGGAUCUUUUCACACUCAUAGACCAUUAUCCGACAAAGAGCGGGGAGCAGACAGAAGCCAUUGGGUUUUCCAUUCUAGCCCUCCGAGACCAACAUCAGUGUGCCUGAAAUUCUACAAACUGUUUGAUUAAUAAACACAUUUCCAUCUAUAAGUAGGCAGUCUCUACACUCUAUUUCCCUGGAGUUCACUUUCUUGGGUUUUGUAAACAGAGACAAUAAGUGAUAAGCUCUAUAUUCUGGAAGAUCUAUACUCCAAAAAGCCUAUAAAAGCCAUUGAGCCUUGGGGGAGGCUCAGUUUUAAUUCAAAACACUUGAAGAUGCGUGCUCUCUUCCUAAUUGUUGGCCUGGUGCUGAUGACUAGUGCCAGUGCCUACCCAGGAUCGUACAGAAACCUAAUCUGCAACUUUCUAAACGAUGUGGCCACUUUUCAACGCGAUGCCUAUAGCGCCGCGAUACAUUCCACCAAGUCAGUUGUGACGGAAAUGAUCAACGACCUGUCCACCUGCGAGGGCCUCCAGCCUCAGAUGAGGAUCCUUAAGGACUAUCUGGAUCGCGGCAAAUCGAUUAGUUCCAGGAGCUCUAUAGAGGACCAGCAGGAGUUCCUCGCCGCCUUUCCCACCAACUUCAAUCUGACCUCAAAGUCCUUAGAGUCCUGCAUGCAUGCGCCGCCCAUGUUGGGUCGCACUAUCCUAGGAUUCGUGUCCAGCGCCUUCUGCGAGUUCCCCGAACUGGAGAAGAGGAUCAUCAAGGGCGGAAAUCACCUGAAAGAGGAGCUAGAUGAGGACAUGCUGGCUCAGGAGACUCAGCUGUUCCAGCUACUGGAUAACUUUGAGAAGGAGACUGACCGGGUGAAGCGGAAUAACUUGGCAGAUCAGAUCUCUAAAAUGGAAAAUGACUGUUUAUAAUACAUUACUUUAUUAAUUUCUAUAUAUUUCAUAUUAAAAUAAACAUUAUUUCACUUC